AUGGCAGACCAAGCUACAACAAACCCAUCGGGCACCCCUCAAUCAAGAGAAGCAACCAGAGGCAGAGGCAAUCGAGGCAGCAGAGGCAAUCGACGAGGCGGUACCACAGCUACUGGAGGUGGUUCUUCUCACGUUGACCCUAGCCAGCAGCAGCGUCGACAUAACCAGGGAGGGAGUGGCGGAAGAGGUCGCGGCAGAGGCGGCGGCGCACACAGCGAGGGACGCGGGGGGAGGAAUCCACGACGUGGAGGAAAUCGAACGCAGGAUGGAGACGGCAGACAUGACGACGGCAGUGAGCCGCCAGGAGCGGGUGCUGAGGGCACUGGCACCUCCGGUGUUCGCCUGACCGGAGAUGCCAAACGUUCGCAGGGCGAAGAGAAGCCGGCGCAGAAAGCUGGAGGUUCUGCGGCCGGAGAAGAGGAAGAGGCUGACGAGAACGAGAUAUGCUUCAUUUGUGCCUCAAAGAUUGACCAUAUUCCCACAAAGAGAUACGAGGAAUUUACCAACUCUGACUUUGAUCGUUCUGACGAUAACCUGGGGAUAAAAUAUGAGCACUUCGACAUCUUUGAGGACACCGUCUUGUUGCUCCGAUACAAUUGCCCGGACAGUGAUUGUGAUGUCGCAUGUCUUGGGUGGCCAGACUUGCAUCGCCAUGUCAAAAGUAAACAUGCUAAGGUGAUGUGUGAUCUGUGUACACGGAAUAAGAAAGUUUUCACCCACGAGCAUGAGUUAUUUACACCUGCGUUGUUGCGAAAACACGAAAGAUAUGGUGAUGAUAACCCUGGUGCCGUUGAUCAAAGUGGGUUUAAGGGGCAUCCGGAAUGCGGAUUCUGUCGCCAACGCUUCUACGGAGACGAUGAGCUCUACUCACAUUGCAGAGACAAACACGAGAGAUGCCACAUCUGUGAUCGGAGGUCUGGAGGCAGCAACCCGCAAUACUAUGUUGAUUACGAUGCACUGGAGAAACACUUCAGCAAGGACCACUUCUUGUGCCUUGAUAAAGAAUGCUUGGAUAAGAAGUUUGUUGUUUUUGACUCGCAAAUGGACCUCAAAGCACACCAACUUGAAGCUCAUCCCUCUGGGUUAUCAAAAGAUGCAAGGAGAGAUGCCAGACUGGUGGACAUGUCAACAUUUGAUUAUAGAUCUCCUUACCAACCAACCCGCCAGCGUCGUGAUGGUCGUGACGGUCGUGACGGUAGGGGAGCUGGCAGAGGCCGUGACCCUAAUUCUGAACCAAUUCCGCAAUCGAGUGCCCAGCCAUUACGGAGAGACGAACUUGCUUACCAGCGCCAGAUGGCUAUUCAAAGUUCCCAGUCAGUUUCUACAAGAACAUUUGGUGGGCAACUUACCUCUUCGCGACCUACAGCAACUUCAUCCGCUCCCACUACCCAGAGGUCUACUCCCGCAGCUACACCCGCAGCGAGAGCAACACAAAAUUCAGGGCUACCUUCUAUAGAAGCGCUUGAUCUUGGACAGCCGACAGCCCCAGUAACACCGCAGGACCAUGCUAGACAGGCAGCACACUCAGCCGUUAUGGACCGCGCAUGCUCUCUUCUCCAAAAUGACAAAAGGAAAAUUAACGAUUUCCGAGGAAAGGUCUCACAGUACCGAAGCAACGCCAUUGGAGCCAACGAGCUCAUAGAAGCAUUCUUUUCGCUCUUCGAUACGUCUUCAGUAGAAUUGGGAAAACUAAUAAAGGAGCUUGCUCAUAUCUAUGAAGACGAGAAUAAACGUACGGGCCUUCUAAAAGCAUGGAAUGACUGGCGUGCGAUCAAUGAAGACUAUCCAGCACUUCCAGGGCCCAGUGGAACAACCCCUUACACUGGAACUGCCAGCGGAUUUGGCUCAGGUAAAAGAGUAUUACGUUUAAAAUCAUCUACAACGCAGUCCUCCAGAUCAGCCUCCGGCCAGAACUCCAGACUCUCUGGAAUACUUCCUUCUAACACCACUUCUAACCCAUUUCCUCCACUUUCUAGCAAUACUACCGGUCGAAAAGCCACUCCAGGAGGCAAUGCAUGGGGAACAACGCCUGCCAUAUCUUCUGGCCCAAGCAGCUCUGGCUCUAGGCCCUCGGCUUCUGCUUCACGGCCAAAAGUUGCUAGAGAUGCCAAUGCAUUCCCUGCCCUUCCAGCAGCUCCUAAGCCGAAUACCCUUAUGGCCGGUCUCACUCGUGGAACUGUGAGAUGGGAUGAUCGAAAUGCUGCCAGUGCUAGGCCUUCUGCUUGGGGCUUAUCAAGUGACCCAACACCUGCAGAAUCAGAUUUGUCCGCUUCUCAAGAUAAAAAAGGGAAGGGUAAAAAAGGGAAACAAGUUCUCUACCAUUUUGGCUAA
This is a messenger RNA of Trichophyton benhamiae CBS 112371, 2331 nucleotides long. RefSeq lists its product as uncharacterized. The coding region runs from base 1 to 2331 and encodes 776 amino acids. Gene Ontology annotation, biological process: rescue of stalled cytosolic ribosome; protein ubiquitination. Gene Ontology annotation, molecular function: ribosome binding; ubiquitin protein ligase activity. NCBI's taxonomy places the organism in Eukaryota, Fungi, Ascomycota, Eurotiomycetes, Onygenales, Arthrodermataceae. The record is from RefSeq and is a predicted model, not a curated record. The transcript has 3 exons.